Messenger RNA from Contarinia nasturtii (swede midge), 2730 nucleotides. RefSeq names its product protein arginine N-methyltransferase 5-like. Gene Ontology annotation, biological process: regulation of DNA-templated transcription. The record is from RefSeq and is a predicted model, not a curated record. The coding region runs from base 154 to 2073 and encodes 639 amino acids. The transcript is spliced from 6 exons. Gene Ontology annotation, cellular component: cytosol; nucleus. NCBI's taxonomy places the organism in Eukaryota, Metazoa, Arthropoda, Insecta, Diptera, Cecidomyiidae.
GUGACAACUUAAACUUGACCAAAAUUCGGACGCGCAAGAAACCAAUAACGGUAAUUCACAACCAUUUCAAAUACAUUCCUGUCAAACAUACAAAUUGGCGCGUCGCAACACAUUUUUUCAGUGAGUAAUGUGCCAGAUCCAGAUACAUUAAAGAUGUCGCAAAAAUUACCAUUGAUUUGUCUUUAUCACAACAAUGUGCCGGACAUUAAAAAAGCAAUUGAAACCGGUCGAAAAUCAUCGUACAAUCGAAUUGUUACUCGUUUAAAAAGUCCACAACUUGCUCAUCGUAUUAAUGCUAUUAAAGAUGAAAGUAAAAACGAUGUAUUGACUCGAUCAGAUUUAUUAUUGAGCAUUGAAGAAUGGCGUCAAACCAUACUAAAAGUUAGCGAAAUCGGCGACUGUGAUUCACACAAUAAAGGUGUUCGAAAUGCAGCUAUACGAAUGUUUAAAGAGGAAAUAACGUGGUCCAAGCAUCUGGAUUCAAUCGCCUGCAUCAUUGUGACCUUGAACAAUGACGAAUCAUUCAAUAUGGCGCGACAAUUGUUGGAAAAAUUUGAUCGUGCCGGUUGUGUACUGACCGAAAUCCCAAUCAUUGACACAUCUUAUUUCACACAAAAGUACAGUCAAAAUCAAGGUGGUGUCAAUAUGGUUGAGUUAAAGUCAUCAGCCACUGCUGUGGUAUGGAAACGAUGGAACCGAUUUCGAUUGAGCACCGAAUUUAGUGGACACAUUAAGGUCGCGCUCCAAUUGACCGCAGUAUUGCCAAACGAUUUUGAGAUAAGACGAUGGUUUGGUGAACCAGUCGAAAUGAUUAUCAUACCAGCGAUGGCAUUUGAAAGAUUGAAUAACAACGACCAGAUCAGCUUGAAAGAAUGUUACAGCCAAGUUUGUCAAGAAUUUUGGAUUCGAACUGGUGCCAAUUUUGCGGUUCGUUGUACUGUCGAAGAUCCUUAUAUUGACGCUUAUCCAAAGUGUUUACGUAAUAUUCUUUCAAAAUAUUGCAAAGAAAUGCCACAUCAAUGCAACAAAUUGGAUCGAAGCGGAUUGAAAUUGCCAUUUACAACAGCUGACACUUUGAACAACUGCACCAAAUACCAAGAAAGAUUACUGAAUUUUUAUGCCAAAGCUAUACAACUUGCAAUUGAGGAUCGUUUACAGUUAAGCGAUAAGAUACGUGUGCUAAUUUCUGGUUCAAAUGGAUGGAAUUUACUGAAUUACAUUAUGACAAAGUUCAAUGAUUCGGAUGCAGUGGAGGUGUUCAUUUUCGAAGAGAAUCCAUGUUCACAACUCUUAAUCAAUGAAGCCAUCGAACACUUGUAUGCCGACAGAAGUAAGGAAACGGUUACACGCGUAACAGUUUUAAACGAUUUGAAACUCGAAGAAUACUACAAGACAAUGGAUAUCGUUGCAUCAAUUACAUUCGAAUCGAUUUAUGAAAGCCAAUGGUUACAAUUCAAUUUCGAUCGAGUAUGUGAAUACAUUCGUCCCGGUGCCAUUAUGAUACCAUAUCAAUCAACACUGACAAUUGUGCCGAUUACAUCGACGUCAACGUAUACUUUUCUACAGGAGGGUUCAAUGGAAAUCAUGCAAAAUGGUUUCGAAAACUAUUCAAAACGUGCACAAACAAUGAGUCCACUGUAUACACGAAAUUUGUAUGAAUGUUCAAAUAGCCAAGUUCUUUUUUCAUUCAAAUAUCGAUGUUUUCGCACUGAUAAACGAAGCAUUCGCAUUUCAAGUGAUACACGUAUGAAACGCUUGGAAUUUAUGAUCGAACGAGAUUGUGUGGUGACUGGAUUUGGAAGUUAUUUUCAAGCGUUGCUGUACAAAGAUAUAACAUUGAAUAAUCAAUCAUGGCUUAAUGCAAACAACAAAAACUGCGUUCCGAUGGCGUAUUUCCCAUUGAAGACCCCACAAACGCUUAACGUUCAAGAGCGAUUGAAGGCUGUGUUUUGGCUGCAUAACGAAACUGACAAACAGAAAUAUUGGUACGAAUGGCACACAACGGCACCCAUUCCAACAGCACUGCACAAUUUAAGAGGAAACGCUUUCACUCUUCAAUUACCACCGCAAUAAUUUCAUCCGCAAUACUAUACUCAACAAACGAUUCGUCUUUUUUCCGUAAUUUUCAUUUUAUUUCUUAUAGUUUUAAUGGAAAUUUUUUAACAAAAUUCUUUUCAAUAGAGAAUUUCAUAUAAUAUCAAUACACAACGAUAAUUUAACUUCAUGAUAUCAAGUAUUUUUUGCCAUAAGUUUGAACCUUGCGCUCAAAUUGCUGUGACUUGAUCGCCGUAUUAUGUGUGUAGAACGGAUUUAAUGAAUGUUUCAGAUAAACUUCGUAGACAUCAUUGAAAAAGUUUUUGAUUCCUUCGUCGUUUCGAUUGUCGUGCACAACAAUGAAACGAAUUUGACUUGCUGUUACGAAUGCAGACACAAACCAUUGAUUGAACUUAUCAAUCGAUUUCAAAUACAUGUUAUUCGUCUUCCAUUUGUGCUAGUAGAAUAGUUAUGGAAAAAAAGAAAACAAGAUUAUAUAUUGUCGGUUAGUUGAUAAGUAUUUUCCAUUUUGUUCUGUAGUAAAAACAUUAAUCAAAAAAACCAAAUAAAUAAACACAAAUCAAUAAAAACCAAAUCACCUCAUCAACCAAAUCGAGUGCUGCAUGGGCGAUAAACUGAUUCAAGUGACGAUGAUCUUCUUUCUGUGCGUGGAAAAUUGGUAAAAAUAGUGGAAAA